AUGAUCCAAACAAUUUUAGAAACAAUUCUGGUUGCGCAUUCAAAUGAUGUCGAAGAUAGUCCGAGGAAUGACGGCUUUCAGGCAGCAGUAACAGCAGUCGCAAAAGAUCGCGUUGAUGCUAGUUUCAAUGGACUAGACAACACUGAUCUCAUCGAAUUUUGCUGGCUUCUUGUUCUGCGAUAUAGAAUCGUCAGCAGCACUUCAAACAUCCACCAUUUUCUAGAGACCAUUUCCAAAAUUGAGAGGAACUUACCAAUAUGGCGACUCAUCACGCAAAUCUAA
Messenger RNA from Plasmopara halstedii, 282 nucleotides. RefSeq lists its product as uncharacterized. The record is from RefSeq and is a predicted model, not a curated record. NCBI's taxonomy places the organism in Eukaryota, Oomycota, Peronosporomycetes, Peronosporales, Peronosporaceae. The coding region runs from base 1 to 282 and encodes 93 amino acids. The transcript is spliced from 6 exons.